AUGAACAAGGCAGAGCUGCAGAUGACCCUGAAGAAGGGAGCGGAUGAGGGGUGCGCGGCGUCCCAAGCCUCAUCAUUCCUCCAAAGCGGUCCAAGGCCUACCCUUACCCAGACUAGGCGGUCCCGAACUCUGGGGCUUCCUUGUUCCCCUCCAGCAUUCGUACGCAAAAUGAGGAACACCGCUGUGGGAACCAUCUGCGACAUCCGUCUGAAAGUGGUGGUGGUAGGAGACCCACAGCCCUCGCUCUACUGGUACCACAACGAUGACAUGCUGAAUAUGGUUAACCAGGAGUAUGGGGGCCUCUGGAUCAGGGACUGCAAGCCCAGAGAUGCCGGCCUCUACACCUGCAUCGCCAGCAACCACUUGGGGAAGGUGCAGAGUAGCGCCAUGCACACCGUCCUGGACCUACAUUACUCCGAGACCACAGAAGACGAAGGUGGAGACCACAUUGAGACCAAAGAAGGAAGCAGAGGUAUUCAGAACCAGGCUAUGCAUGCAGGGGACAGAAUGAUGGACAGCUGGGGCAAAGGACUUCAAGACAUCUCCAAGCCCUCCAGAAUUAAUAAAUGCCCCUCCACUUCUCCAAUGCCAAGCUGCUCUGGAUCAGCCCCGAACACACCCCUCACACCCCGCAAGACACAUUUUGUACCAACCGACUACCAAGACACAAUCCCUGCUGAAUUUGAGGAAAUGUUAAGACAUCCAAAAUUAUCAGCCAUGUCUCAAAGCAGCACCCAGAAUUCCCUUACUCAGACACCUGUCAGUGUCAACGAGUGCUUCCACAAGGAGUACCAGCCUAGGCAGUCCCCAAAACUGACCAGAGCAAGCUCCAAGAUCUUUGAGAAGAUGCACGGUUUUGAAGAGCGAAGGCGAAGUUAUGACCAUGAAGACUCCAUCUCGGGAUGGUCCUGGGCCGGGUUCAACUACGCUGAGUCUGUCGACUCAGACGAUGGAGGGAACCGGUUGGGCAUCUCCAGAGGGAGUUCGAGGGAAGACCUACGAGAGGCUCUGAAGGAUGACGCUGCCGAACGGAGGUCCAAUUUCAGACAGAAGGCUGCGUCCUUAGAGGACUGCAGGCCCCGUACCACCCAGAAGGUCGAGGAAUUUGAGAACAAGUUCACUGAAGAGCCUCAACGAAUCAAGAAGCUUCUGGGUAAACCUCACAUGAAGAAGUCCUUCUCCAUCGAGCAGCUUUCGCUCAGGGCAAGAGGCAGGCAGCCUUUGAGGAAGAUUGAGCCCCUCCCACCGCAAAUUCUCCAGAAGCUCCAGGAAAGGGAGCGAGCCCAUCAGGAGGAGCAGAAAGAGACAGAACAUCCUAAAAAGGUGGUGCCAUCAAAAUCACCACGACUGCACCUACAAGCACGGCAGGACCAGCCUUCGCCCCAAACCCACGAGAUUGAGGGCCCCUCCAUGAUCUCCCCAUCUGAGGAAAAAAUGGAAGUGGAAUUAACCAAGCCAGCCCCCAAGGUAAUCAUACCUACCAUCAUUGUCAAAGAAGAGCCCAUGGAAGAGGAAGCUCCUCCAGAGACUGCCAAGUCUAAAGAGGUGACCAAUGUGAAAGAAGGCCAAACACAGAAGACCUGGGGGAAGGGUCGCUGCGCUAGGCCCAUGUCUCCAGAGUUAGAUUCUUCAGACGACUCUUACAUGUCUGCUGAAGAGGACCCCUUGGAGGCCCCUAUGUUUGAAUUUCCUCUUAAGGACACUGUGGCAACUGCUGGUACUGAGGUCCUGCUGAGAGUCAUCAUUGCUGGCACUCCUCUCCCAGAAGUUACCUGGAGGCGAGACAAUAUUGAGAUCACUAACAGCCCAAACUAUGGGGUCAAAGUGGAGGGAGAGCGGUAUUCACUUCUCAUCAAAUGUGCAAAACCAAGUGAUGCUGGAAUGUACUGUGUGACAGCUGCCAAUGAGGCUGGGAGAGCAUCUAGCAGUGCCACCCUUUCCAUCAAACCAGAGCCCAUGCAGGAGCCGCAGGGGAACCUGGGUGUUCUUAGGGACAUCAGCAGCCCUAUCACAUCUGAUGAAGAGUACCUCAGCCCACUGGAGGAAGGCAUGGAUUUUGGAGGGCCUGAGACAAGGAAGAUAGUCGACACACGAUUCAAGGAGCCCCCUGCAUUCCAGGUAACUAUGAAUGAUCAAGCGGUCAUUGAGGGGCAAGAAGUGACCAUGUCUGUCCGACUAAAUGGACAGCCCAAACCCAUGCUUUAUUGGCUGAGGGACAGGGAGACGAUAAAAACAGACUUGCGCCACACAGUGCGUGAGACCAAGGAUGGCACUUUUGAAAUGACCAUCAACUCUGCUCAGAAGUCGGACAUGGGAGUGUACACCUGCAAGAUCAUCAAUGAGUAUGGAACAAAGCAGUGCACAUGCAAACUGGAGGUGAAAGUGCCACCAGUGGAGCCAGGCCUAACAAUUAUCCAUCCAGUGAUGGACAUCACAACGGACGCAGGUGAGACGGUUAUGUUAGAUUGCCACAUAAUUGGACCACUGGACACAGACGUCGAUUGGUUUGCAGAUGGUAAACUGAUCCAGCCAUCUCUGCUCAACUGCAAAAUGCAUUUUGACGGGAAAAGGUGCAUGCUGCUCCUCAACUCAGUGCACGAGGACGACAGUGGCACCUAUAUGUGCAAGCUGACCUCUGCCAAAGAGAAACUGACUUUAAGUGGCCAACUCAAAGUCAUCCCUUCCAUCAAGCCCCUUUUCACCCGCAAGCUGGAUGCCUUAGAGGUGAUUGAGGGACGUAGCGCCCGCUUUGACUGCAGGGUCAGCGGAACACCACCUCCAAAAGUCAGCUGGAGACAUUUUGACCAUACACUGGUAAAGAGUGACAAUGUGCAGAUCUUACAAGAGGGAGGACGUCACUCCCUCGUAAUCUCUCAUGUCACCAAUGAGGAUGAGGGCUUCUACACAGUCAUCGCUUGCAAUCCACACGGCGAUGCCGAGAGUGCCACUGAACUCUAUGUCCAGGAGCCCAAACCUGUUAUGUCAUCUCAAAUGGUGAAGCUAGAGAAGAUGCCGUCCAUCCCGGAGGAGCCUGAGGUGCUGGUCAACGAGGUUGAGCGCUUCAUCAUGCCUGACUUUGUCAAGCCACUGUACGACCUGGACGUGAUUGAGGGCAAGGAGGCCGUGCUCAAGUGCAAGGUGGCCGGCCUGCCGUACCCCACAAUCGUGUGGUUCCACAAUGGCAAGAAGAUCGACAGCAUGGAGGACAGGAAAUUGACACAGUUCAGAGACAUCCACAGCCUGGUCAUCAGCUCUGUCUGCCAUGCUCACGGAGGGGUGUACAAGAGUGUCAUCUCCAACAAGGUGGGCAAAGCCACUUGCUAUGCCCAUCUAUUUGUGACUGAUGUUCUUCCAGACCCUCCAGAUGGGCCCCCAGUAAUAGAGGCAGUUACUGGCAAGACUAUCACCCUGAGCUGGAAGAAACCCCGGAGGCUGGAUCCCUCUAUUGAUCCCAACACGUUGAUGUAUGCCAUCCAACAACAAGCACUGGGCUCGAUCCAGUGGACCAUCAUAGUGUCCAGUCUGAAAGACCCUUGCUAUACAGUGACCAGCUGCUCCAAAGGAGUCUGCUAUGCCUUCAGGGUCCUGUCAAUCACCACCAAGGCCUUUAGCAAACCCUCUCCGUCCACAGACCCAGUGCAACUUGUCAACAGAGGUCCAUAUCUUCAGGAGGGUCCGGUGAUCAUUGAUAAGCCAGACAUAGUCUAUGUCCAGGAGAACCUGUCAUUCAGCAUCACCAUCACUCUGAACCACGUCAACGCUUCAGUUAUCUGGAAGAGUGGAGUGGUCCUUGCAAUCAAACCUGGGCUGUAUGAGAUGAGUAUGCCUGAUGAUGACCAGCACUCUCUGAAGAUUAUGAGGGUGAAGAGUGGCGAUGUGGGUCAACUGAUGUGUGUUGCCUCCAACAAGUUUGGCGUCGACUCCUGCAUCUUUAGUGUGGAAAUGGCAGCACCACCAACCUUUGAGUCCAUCAUGGAGGAUGUGGAUGUGCACAUGGGGGAGACACCUUGCUUGGCUGUGGUUGUGGAGGGCAAGCCCAUUCCCGACAUCCUUUGGUUUAAGGAUGAUACAUUGUUGUGCGAGAGUAGUCACAUCACCUUUGUGUAUGAUGACAACGAAUGCUCCCUUGUGCUGCUCAACACAAGUCCAGAAGAUUCAGGGGUGUAUACCUGCACAGCCAAGAACCUGGCUGGUUCUGUGUCCUGUAAGGCUGAGCUCACCGUGCACACAGGUAAGCCUUGGGAAGACAAGGAGGAUACAAUGGAGGACGACGAGACCGUUCUCAGGAAGAUGCGCCGGCUGACUGACUACUAUGACAUCCACAAGGAAAUAGGGAGAGGGGCUUUCUCCUAUGUGAAACGAGUGACGCAGAAGGUUGGUAAAAUGGAGUAUGCUUCCAAGUUCAUCUCUGCCCGAGCCAAGAGGAAGGCCUCUGCUCUGAGAGAGAUGAAACUACUGUCUGGGCUGGACCAUGAGAGAGUCCUGUAUUUCCAUGAUGCCUUUGAGAAGAAAAAUGCAGUCAUCAUUGUCACAGAGAUAUGCAAUGAGGAGUUGCUGGAGAGGUUAACAAAGAAAUCUACAGUAAUGGAGUCAGAUAUCCGCUCCUGCAUGAGACAGUUGCUGGAGGGUGUGGACUACCUUCACCAUCAAAAUAUCAUCCAUCUGGAUAUCAAGCCUGAUAACAUCCUCAUGGCAGACCACCAUGGUGAUCAAAUCCGCAUCUGUGAUUUCGGAAACGCCAUAGAGCUCACACCCGACGAGGCUCAGUACUGCAAAUACGGCACACCAGAAUUUGUUGCCCCAGAAAUUGUCAACCAAACUCCUGUGUCCAAGGCAACUGACAUCUGGCCGAUUGGAGUCAUUACAUAUCUGUGCCUUACUGGAGUGUCUCCGUUUGCUGGAGAGAAUGACCACAGAUCUGUGCUCAACAUCAGGAACUACAAUGUGGCCUUUGAUGAGAGUAUGUUCACUGAGCUGUGCCGAGAAGCCAAGGGAUUCAUCAUCAAACUGCUGGUGGCAGACAGACUGAGGCCUGAUACAGAAGAGGGUCUCCGUCAUCCAUGGUUCAAGACCCUUACCAAGGGGAAGGCAAUAAGCACAGAGACCCUCAAGAAGUUUGUGGCGCGCCAAAAGUGGCAGCGGUCCCUUAUCAGCUACAAAUCCAAAAUGGUCAUGAGGUCCAUCACUGAGUUGCUGAAUGACUCAUCCAGCCACAUCUCCAUCGCUGUUCCCAGACACCUCAAAGAGGGCUCACCCCCACCAUCAUCGUCCUCUGACUCCGACGAAGAUAUUGACAAGCUGCCCUUCAUUCCAAUGCCACUCAGUAUGGAGUUCUCCGGAUCAAGAAUGACUCUAAACGAGAUCCAGGAAGGCACAAGCCGGUCAAACGGCACUAUUGAAAGUUCAGGGUCAGCAGUCACCCAUGGCCAAGAGGCGAUGGAGUGUGAAUCCAUGGGGAAAGACAAAGAGGCUGGAGAUUCCACAGGUAUGGGGCGCGCCAGGAAGAGGUUGAUGCAAGAAAAUGACAAGGGGUCUUCGGAUGAGGAGUUGGCAGAGUUGGCACAAGUAUCUGAGAAUGCUAGAAGGCCCUUGUGCAGAGGCUCGAGCUUGGAGUUGGACAAGCAAGAGGGUGGACCCAGAAGGGGGCAGCUGCAUAGAGGGGGCUCUGCUGACAGCGCGCUGCUACUCCACAUCAUUCCAGAAGAUAGAGCAGAUGACGAAAACACUGAAAAAGGUGGACAAGUCCUCAAAAAGGCGGUAUCUAUGGAGUUCCCUAGGAGGAGCGUGAGUCCAGGUCCUCUGAGUCAAGAGGACUAUGCUCACAAACUGGAGCUGAUGAGGCAGAGGUUGCUCCGAGGUGGCUCUGUUGACAAGAAAAUGAGCGGCCUGCGAGGACCACUGCUGGAGACACUGGGUAUGGAUGAUGGAAGGUGGCGGUCAUCGUUGCUGGAGCGCUACUCACGCACUAUCCCCUUAUGGGUUCCUCCAUUAACCAAGGCAGUCUCCAGCGACGAGCCCAGAGUGGACGUGCUCAAACCCAAAUACCUUCGCAAGAGCGCCUCCUUCAGUCAAGGAGAUGAUGCAGAGCUCGUUCCCCUGCACCGACGCACCGGGGUACCAUUGGAAAUCCCGCUGGCUCAGAUAGAGGAGCGAAGGCUAAAGGAGGCCAUAUCCAUGUCUGCUCUCACUGAGCCAUUCAAUAAUGACUCCUGCCCCGUGACUCUCAUGGAACCUAUCCCUAAACUUCCCACACCAAGCCCAGUGCCUAGGGAACAUGAGACAAAAACUAAGAUGGAGGAAGAGGACUCAUCAAUAGACAUGGAGAUUAAGACUGAGAAGUCCAUUCAUGAAAAAACGAUGAUGGAACCAGAGUACACAGCCCUGAGGGAGCCAUGGAGGGAGUAUAGCCCUCCUGUGAGGGUUCUUAAAUUAGAGGAACAAUUUAAAGAAAAAGAAGAGAUUGAGGAAAAUGAGACUGUUCCUUUCAAUGAAGAAAAAGCUAGGGAAGUUGAAGAAGUACACAAAGAAGUACAAAAAGAAGUAAAAAAAGUAGAAAAGGAACUGAAGGCACAAGUGAAAUCUUCUAAGAUGGUCAUUACUACAAGUUCUAAUAGGGUCACGCCAGCACCAGCAUCUUCAAGGGCACCAGCAAAUGUUAUGACUCCCUCUCCACCUGCCCUAACUGUGCUCCCAGAUGGUAGGACCUCUGCGUACACUAGCAUAAUGCAGACCAUCAUGGUCCCCUUGCUUCAGCCCCUAGUUAGCCCACUGUUCACAGACUCCACCCCUGUGGUUGCUCCAGUCCCUGUGCAAGCCCCAUUUCUAGCACCAACAUUUACAAACACACCUACAUCUGUCCCGGGCCCAACAAAGCCAGUCACUCUGCUAUCCACACCAGGGGAACAGCCUGCAGUCUAUUCAAGGGUGGCAUCCCCCGAGCCCAAGGAACCGAGUCCACCCAAGGUUUCCCCAUGCACUACACCCCAGUGUGAGCUCUCGACAGUGGGACAAAUCCUCUAUGGCAUUGCCUCUGAGGAAGUAUUUGAGGCCCGCUUCAAAAAGCGUGAGUAUUCUCUAACGCGAGGCCUGCAGCUACUCAACUGGUCAAAGCCUGAGAAUAAACCAGUAGCCUCUUUGGACUCUGCCAAGUCAGGCGAAGAUGUAUCCCACCAUGGGCCCAUUGGAGCGCCGUUUGUGUUUGUCCCCAGGAGACUGGAGGAGAAAUCCAAGUCGGUGCAGGAUCUCUGCGAGACCCAGAAGGAUGAAGGCUUUAUGAGAAGGCUUUCCAUGCAACUCAAGAGGACUGCUUCAACCGAAAGCAAGGAAGAAAGCAAGGAAGAAAAGCCCAAGGAGGAAGAAGCAGUGACUCCCAGGCGCCCGAGGAAGGAGGUGGAGACGAUGAGGAUGGAUAGGGGAAUAGAAGCUGAUGCGGAGCAGGAGGACAAGGAGCCGGAAAAGCCCAACGAGUCACCGGUUAUGGCCAUGCGUAGGAAGAUCGAGUCGACGGUGUCCAGGAUAUCCAGGAGGAUCCGCAGCGCCUCGGAGGAGAGAAGGAUAGCGUCGGAAGAAAGGGAAUCCAACAAGCCAGAGAGCAAGAAGACACCCCUGUUCUCCAUUCUGCACAGGUCGACUUCUGAGGGACGUAGCCUAAAGAGUAUGGCUGGAUCCGGUAUCCCUCAAAACCAGCUGGCUUCUCAGUCAGGCAACGGAACCUCCUCAGAGUCCAUGGAAUCUAUGUUCAGCAUCAAGUCGGAGAGAACAUCCAAAGCAGGGGCAGAGGUAGGAAGGAGGUCCCGAUGGGACCGUUGGGGCCUAACCAGAGCUAGCAAGAAGGGCAAGAUGGUAUCGGAGUCUCACAUCCCCACGGCUAUUGCCAGAGAGAAUGACACCCUAAGCUCCCGCUUGUACACCAGACUGGCAUCUGACUUCCCUCCCGUGUUCCACAUCAAGUUGAGGGACUACACCCUGCUGGAGGGAGAUCCCAUCACCCUUAGCUGUCUCCCAGCUGGCAGCCCCCAUCCACACAUCUCCUGGAUGAAAGAUAAGAAGCCUCUGCAGAUUGACGCCAGAAUGAACAUUACCUCCUGUCCUGAUGGCAGGCAGCUGCUGAUGAUCAUGACAACCACCAAGAAGGAUGCAGGGCUGUAUGAGUGUGUGGCAACAAACCUUCUAGCUUCAGUCUCCAGUUCCUGUAUCCUCUCCCUCGCUCGUUUACCCAAUCGUCCUGGGACUCCUGAGGUUCCCCAGCGCUAUAAGAACACUGCCCUGGUUUUCUGGAAGCCCUCAGACAGUAUGGCCCCCUGCACCUACUCUCUGGAGAGAAAAGCAGAGGGUGAGUCAUGCUGGCUCAUCGUGGCCACAGGAGUGGCUGACUGUUACUACAAUGUGGUUGACUUGCCAGGAGAGGGUGUCUUCAGGUUUAGAGUGGCGUGUGUGAACAAGGCAGGCCAAGGACCCUACAGUAACCUCUCAGAGGUAGAGUGCAUGGACGCUUCAGUGCCAACAAAAUGCAGUGGAUCAGUCGUUGUGAAGACAGUCCCUGCAGCACCAGUGGUCAAAACGUCAACAAUGACCGUCCCCUCCUUGAAGCCUGCGCCUAGUAAAGAGGUGCACCCCGCCCCAUCUUCUGCCCCAUUCAGAGAGACCCGGUCUGCCUCCGCUUCCUCUUCUGCUGUACCACCGGCCAAGCCUAUCGCUACUACCCCCGCCUCUAAACCUAUUGAUUCCAAACCCAUAGUCCCUCAGACCCCAACCAGCGCUGCUUCCGCCCCCAUGAUUGUUAGUGAGGUCCCAUCCUACCUGGCCAUCUCUGAGAUCCAAAGCCUGCUUCUGGCUCAGCACGCCCCAGCCCCGGCCAAAGCCAAGACUCUCAACAUCAACGUCACGAAACCUACACCGUCUCAACCAGCAAUAAUAACCAAGCUCACUCCCCCUAUCGUUCUCCCCAAACCCCAGAGUCCCGUCAAUAUCGUCUUGCCCAUGAUUAAGACCCCGCCCCCACUUGUGGCCCCUGCGCCCGCCAUCUGUACACCCACUUUGUCUGUGCCCAUGUAUGCACCAAUACUGGCUGCCACACCACGCGUCACCCCACCUUUCCUCUCCAUCCCCGCCAUCUCAUCCCCAGUCAUGCUAAUUUCCAGCACGAGUCCAGUAGGGGAGGGUGGGGUUACACCCACACGUAUGACACUGUCAAGAUGCAGAACGCCCUUGGGUGGACGACCUAGUGAGAGCACCCUGCGCCAGGGAGUGCCCCAGAAACCAUACACCUUCAUGGAUGAGAAGGCCAGGGGCCGCUUUGGCGUGAUCCGAGAAUGUAGAGAGAACGCCACAGGCAACCUGUUCAUGGCUAAGAUCGUGCCCUACGAGUUAGACAACAAACAGAUGGUGCUGCAGGAGUACAACAUCCUCAAGUCCCUCCACCACGAUAAGAUCAUGGCUCUCCACGAGGCCUACAUCACGCCCCGCUAUCUGGUGCUCAUCUCAGAGUGCUGCAGGGGGAAAGAGCUCAUCUACAGCCUUAUCGACAGAUUCCGCUACUCAGAGGAUGACGUGGUGGGCUACAUCAUUCAGGUUCUGCAAGGUUUGGACUACCUGCACAACCGCCGCAUCCUCCACUUAGACAUCAAGCCGGAGAACAUCAUCAUCACAUACAUGAACAUGGUGAAGAUCAUAGACUUUGGAAGCGCCCAGACCUUUGACCCACUCUUCCUCAAGCAGUUCAGCCCUCCUGUUGGAACUCUGGAGUAUAUGUCUCCCGAGAUGUUGAAGGGGGAUGUGGUGGGCCCUCCGGCUGACAUUUGGAGUGUGGGCGUGUUGACCUUCAUCAUGCUGAGCGGCAGGUUGCCUUUCAUGGAGAAUGAUCCACAGGAGACUGAAGCCAGAAUCUUGGCAGCCAAGUUUGAUGUGGGAAAACUCUACCAGAACGUGUCUCAAAGUGCCUCUUUGUUUUUUAAAAAGGUCCUCUGUAGUUACCCUUGGGCCCGUCCUUCCAUCAAGGACUGCUACAACAACUCAUGGCUCCAGGACGCCUACCUGAUGCGGAUGCGGCGGCAAAACCUCACCUUUACCACCACACGCCUCAAGGACUACCUGGACAAGCAGCAGAAGCUGCGGGCGGGUGUGGCCACCAAGCACAAGGUCCUCCUUCGGUCGUACCAAAGCUCAUCCCAGUCCCCCACCUGCCCUAUACCCCCAUCUCCCAUGACACCGGUCACACAGUGA
Molecule: messenger RNA, 10221 nt
Organism: Oncorhynchus gorbuscha (pink salmon)
Lineage: Eukaryota; Metazoa; Chordata; Actinopteri; Salmoniformes; Salmonidae
Product: striated muscle preferentially expressed protein kinase-like
Exons: 42
Coding region: 1-10221 (3406 amino acids)
Biological process (GO): protein phosphorylation
Molecular function (GO): ATP binding; protein kinase activity; protein binding
Source: RefSeq, a predicted model, not a curated record